Molecule: messenger RNA, 4179 nt
Organism: Oryza sativa Japonica Group (Japanese rice)
Lineage: Eukaryota; Viridiplantae; Streptophyta; Magnoliopsida; Poales; Poaceae
Product: tubulin-folding cofactor D
Biological process (GO): microtubule cytoskeleton organization; post-chaperonin tubulin folding pathway; tubulin complex assembly
Molecular function (GO): beta-tubulin binding; GTPase activator activity
Source: RefSeq, a predicted model, not a curated record
ACGUACUCCACGCUUCAACUUUCAAGCAGAGCACAGCGGCGCCGUCUCCCGCACACACUCUCUCGUCGCAACGCCGCCGCCGCGUUCUCCGGCGAUGGAGGAAACCGCCGCCAUUCGUACAUCUGGCAUCCCCGUCUCUGUGUCCUCCACGGCCUCUGCGGAUGGCGACGCCUCUGCUGAUCCCACUGCCUCGGCCGCCGCCGCCGCCGCCACGGUCGGCGACGAUGAGCACGACUCGAAGGAGGUCGUCCUGCGCAGGUACUUCAUCCAGGAGUGGGAGAUCGUCUCCGACAUCCUCCGCCGCAUCGUCGACGCCGGUGGCGUCGCCGAACCCGCCGAUGUCCAGAGGAUCCGCUCCAUCAUGGAUAAAUAUCAAGAGGAGGGUCAACUCCUAGAGCCAUAUCUAGAGAGCAUCAUCUCUCCACUUAUGCUAUUAGUCCGUUCCAAAACAAUGGAACUAGGCGCUUGCACUGAUGAGCUCCUUGACAUUAUCAAGCCUCUGUGUAUUAUCAUAUACACUCUGGUCACAGUAUGCGGGUACAAAAGCGUCAUCAAGUUCUUCCCUCAUCAAGUUUCAGAUCUAGAGCCUGCAGUUGCUCUCCUUGAGGAGUGUCAUAAAAUGAGCUCAGCAACAGCUCUUAGGCAGGAGAGCACAGGAGAAAUGGAGACUAAGUGUGUCGUUCUAUUGUGGCUUUAUAUACUGGUCUUGAUCCCAUUUGAUAUCUCCAGUGUGGAUACAAGCAUUGCUACUGCUGAUCACGUGGAUGGGCCUGAAACUGUUCCACUUGUGACAAGGAUAUUAGACAUAUGUAAGGAUUAUCUCUGCAGUUCUGGUCCAAUGAGAAGGAUGUCAGGAUUGCUGCUCGCAAGGCUAUUGACUCGUCCAGACAUGCCAAAGGUUUUCAGCAGUUUUAUGGAAUGGGCACAAAGGAUCUUGUUAUCUGUCACAGAUGACUUUGUGGAUCAAUUUAGAUCGAUUGGUAUAGUGGAAGCAUUAGCAUCAAUAUUUAAGAUUGGUAACCGGAAAGUGCUAUGUGAUGCUGUUUCUGGAAUUUGGAAUGAUUGUUCAGUUGUGAUGAAGACUAACAUUGCAUCCAGAAGCUCUCUCCUUAGAAAGUUUCUGGUCAAACUGGCGCAACGAGUUGCACUCAUUAGCUUGCCUCCCCGUUCACCGUCAUGGCGCUAUCAGUCGAUAAGUAGUUCACUGGGUGCAAACCUUUCAACUUCUACUGAUGGAACUGGGACUUCAAGUGGUUCAACUAAACAAGUGAACAUUGACCAGACAGACACAUCUUCUUUAGAGGAAGAUAUGGAUGUUCCAGAAAUCGUGGAAGAGAUUAUUGACUUGCUGUUGACUGGUUUGAGGGAUUCCGAUACUAUUGUGAGAUGGUCUGCUGCCAAAGGAGUUGGUAGGAUAACUGCACGUUUAACACCUGCAUUGUCAGAGGAAGUUCUAUCAUCAAUCUUGCAGCUUUUUUCUCCUGGGGAGGGUGAUGGUUCCUGGCAUGGAGGCUGCUUGGCUUUGGCUGAACUUGCUCGUAGGGGACUGUUGCUGCCUUCUAGCUUUCCUGAUGUUAUUCCUGUUAUAAUAAAGGCUUUGCACUAUGAUGUACGAAGAGGUCCACAUAGCAUUGGUUCACAUGUAAGAGAUGCUGCAGCAUAUGUCUGUUGGGCAUUUGGUCGAGCCUAUACCAAUUUCGAUAUGAAGGCUGUAUUGCAACAACUUGCUCCCCAUCUUCUAACGGUUGCAUGUUAUGAUCGAGAGGUUAAUUGCAGAAGAGCUGCUUCUGCUGCCUUUCAAGAGAAUGUUGGAAGACAGGGAAAUUUUCCGCAUGGCAUUGAUAUUGUGAAUGCAGCAGACUACUUUGCACUGGCUUCCAGAUCAAACUCUUAUCUGAAUGUCGCUGUUUUUGUUGCUCAAUAUAAGGAGUAUCUUCAUCCGUUUGCAGAGGAGCUACUGUGCAACAAAAUAUCCCACUGGGAGAGAAGCUUGCGAGAGUUGGCUGCUCAGGCCCUUUCUAUGCUUGUACAGUAUGACAUGAACUACUUUGCUGGAUAUGCCCUUGAAAAGUUAGUUCCCUGCACUCUUUCAUCAGAUUUGUGCACUCGACAUGGGGCCACUUUAGCUGCUGGUGAGAUUGCUUUGAAGUUGUAUCAGCUCGGUUUUACUUUUACCACAGACAUGCAGAAAGCUCUGUCAGGAAUUGUUCCUGCAAUUGAAAAGGCACGCCUUUAUCGAGGUAAAGGAGGAGAGAUAAUGCGUUCUGCUGUUUCCCGAUUCAUUGCAUGCAUUUCUAUGUCUGGGAUAUCCUUGAAUGAGAAGACAAAGAGAAGUUUGUUAGAAACCCUUAAUGAGAAUUUGAGGCAUCCCAAUGCUCAAAUACAGUGUGCUGCUGUUGAUGCAUUGAAGCAUUUUAUUCCAACAUAUCUGGUUUCUUCCGGUGAAAAGACUGCUAAUGGCAUCAUCACGAAGUACUUGACCCUUCUAGAUGACCCAAAUGUUGCUGCAAGACGAGGUGCAGCACUUGCCCUUGGAACAUUACCAUAUGAGUUCUUGGUAUUAAAAUGGAUGCCUGUCAUAAGUAAGCUGUGCAGCUCAUGCACAAUUGAGGAUAAGCCUGAUGACCCUGAUGCUGAAGCACGUGUGAACUCUGUUAGGGGGCUAAUUUUGGUUUGCGAAACAUUAACUGCUUCUGUUGAACACAGCUCAAGUUUUGGCGAUUCCAUGUAUUCAUACAUUAAAGAUAAGGUCAUGCAAGCUUUAUUUAGAGCACUUGACGAUUAUGCUGUAGAUAACAGAGGUGAUGUGGGUUCCUGGGUACGUGAAGCUGCAAUGGAUGCACUAGAACGGUGCACAUUUAUUCUCUGCAAGAGAGAUAAUAUUGCAGUGAAAAUAACACCAGUUGCUGAGCAUGAGUCUAAAUCGAUUGACAUUGACACCAAUGCAGUUAACACCAGAUGCCAACUAUUUGAUUCUAGUAUUGCACAGGAUCUGGUUGCAGGCAUUGCAAAACAGGCUGUUGAGAAAAUAGAUAAGAUAAGAGAAAUUGCAGUCAAAACUCUGAAGAGGAUUCUUUACAAUGAGGAACUGUUUGUCCCAUCUAUACCAUACAGGGAGCUGCUGGAACAAAUUAUACCCAACAGUGCAGAUCUGGAGUGGGCAGUUCCUGCAGUAUCAUAUCCACGAUUUGUGAAGCUUCUUCAGGUCAGCUGUUACAGCAAGCCUGUGCUUUCUGGGCUUGUGAUUUCUACUGGAGGAUUGCAGGAAUCUUUGAGGAAAGCUUCAACAUCAGCUUUAGUAGAUUAUCUUCAAGAUUCAGACAUCAAUACAAAUGAUGAAGGAAAAAACAGAGAAUAUCUAUUGAGUUGUGAUCUUCUAUGGGUUCUUGAGCAUUACCAGAAGUGUGACCGUGUAGUUACUCCCACAUUGAAGACUGUUGAAACUCUCCUCAGUAAAAAGGUUUUCUUGCGUGAGGGGCAUUGUGAGUUCUAUAGUGGACUGAUAAAAUCGCUGGGCCCGGAGCUGAAGGGAUCAAAGGACUUUGCAAAGUUAAGCGCAGGUCUCUCAAUACUUGGGUACAUUUCUUCCCAGUCGGAUGGAAAUGGCAGCACGGCCUUCUCUCAACUCCUCACAUUCCUAGGCCACAGAUACCCCAAGAUCCGGAAAGCCGCAGCUGAUCAGGUGUACCUCGUACUGCUGCAAAAUGAUAGUUUGAUCGCCGCGGAAAAUAUGGAAAAAGCCCAGGAAGUCAUCGCGGAGACAUGCUGGGAAGGUGAUGUGGAGGAAGCUAGGCGCAAGAGGUCAGAACUGAAUGAGAUGGCCGGCUUCGGCGCCGCCACUUCACAGAAGCCUGGGAAUGAACAAACAAGGAGGAAAACCGAAGAGAGAAAUGCUGCUUCAACUGACGAGAACAAAUCUUACUCUUCUUUGGUUGAUUUCAGUGGAUACUAGGAAGCAGGAAGUUCCGCCUUUUCCCUCCCUGUGCGUUUUUGGUUGUUUUGCGAAAUGGUUGAGGCGACACUUGUACACUAGCAUUGCCCAAUGCCCCAAUUGCACAAUUUACACUAGUGUAGAAACUUUGCAGAAAAGAAUAGUUGUUUUGUUUGUAGCAUUUUCUGCCAUAGGAUUGUACCUUUUUAAGGAACAAGGUGUUGAGUGAUUGAAAUUGUUUUGUUCGA